CGCGCAUUCGAUUCUCCCUCACGAAGUGCCUCAGCAGUGGCUAUGAUAGUCCGGAGUGUCAUAAGAUGCUCUGCCACUCGAAGACUGCAAGUCUGGCGGCCCCGACUGCUGCAAGUUAAGCAAUGCAAAUACUCAACCUCGUCGGCCGUUGUGACGGGCAAUGGACCUUCCCAAGCUUCGAUCCUAGGUACCUUCACGACGGAGUUGGACAGGAUAGCUCCACGAUUUGAGAUCCAGGGCUCACAGAUACAAAUCUUGCGGUCUCCAUCGGAAUUCUACGAGACAUUGAAGGCCAAGAUAUUAAAUGCAAAGACACAGAUAUUCUUGUCAACCUUGUACAUAGGGAAAUCAGAGCAUGAACUUAUUUCCACCCUUCAGAAAGCCCUCCGGGCCACGCCGACCUUGAAGCUCAGUAUUCUCACAGAUGCGUUGAGAGGAACGAGAGAAUCCCCAAACCCCUCAUGUGCUUCUCUACUCGCGCCAUUGGUGGCAGAGUUUGGACCAGAGAGGGUUGAGAUUCGAAUGUAUCAUACCCCGAAUUUGACAGGAUUGCGAAAGAAACACGUCCCAAAGCGCAUCAAUGAGGGUUGGGGAUUGCAGCACAUGAAGCUCUACGGAAUCGACGAUGAGAUUAUAAUAUCAGGGGCAAACCUCUCGAAUGACUAUUUCACCAACCGACAAGACCGAUAUCAUGUUUUCUCUUCAAAAGAGAUCACUGAUUAUUUCUUCAACAUCCAUAAUGCAGUCUCCAAUCUCAGUUUCAUGGUCACGCCGGACGCUCAAUUACCAGCUGGAUACGUCCUAGAAUGGCCCUCUUCCAACUCUGCCCCGUCACCUCUGGCAGACCCCCAAGGAUACAUCGCCAUCUCCUCAACUAUCUUCAACCAGCUCAUCCAAGCGCCGCAAUCCUCAACUCCACCCGGGGUCCCCAAGACAAACACAACCGUCUACCCCCUCUCUCAACUAACGCCGCUUCUCAAACCCGACACCUCCACCGAACUCCCCGCCAUCCACACCAUUCUCCGCAUCCUCGGCUCCCCAACCUUCAACACCUCAUCCUGGACCUUCACGGCCGGCUACUUCAACCCAGACCCAUCACUAACCUCGCUUCUCCUCUCCACCUCUUCCACGUCCAACACCGUAAUCACCGCGUCCCCGCAAGCCAACGGCUUCUACGGCUCCAAAGGCGUCUCGGGCCUGCUUCCCGACGCCUACACGCUCCUCUCCCGCCGCUUUCUCGAGCGCAUCCAGCAGUCACCCCGCCACCACGACGACAUCGUGCUCAAGGAGUGGAAGCGCGGCACCGUCGGCGAGCCCGGCGGCUGGACCUACCACGCCAAGGGGCUCUGGGUGAGUGUGAACGGGGAGGCCGAGCCGAGCAUCAGCAUCGUCGGGAGCAGCAACUACACGAAGCGGAGCUACAGCCUCGACCUGGAGGCCGGGACCCUGAUCGUCACGAGCGACGAGGGAUUGAAGGCCAGGUUGAGAGAGGAGAGGGAUGGCUUGCAGGAGUAUGCAAGGAGGGUCGGCAUGGAUGAGUUUGUGAAGACCGAGAGGAGAGUCGGCAUUCAUGUUCGCAUUGCUUUGUGGAUUGUGGGGUUGGUUGGCGGCGCUUUGUAGAACUAUUACCACUCACUGGUUGUAAGAUAUAAUGUAGAGGGCAUAUAGACCUGUAGAUACCGGGGAACAUUCAAAAUCAAUUGUUAAUUAAACUCUGAC
This is a messenger RNA of Amorphotheca resinae ATCC 22711, 1719 nucleotides long. RefSeq lists its product as hypothetical. The transcript has 4 exons. NCBI's taxonomy places the organism in Eukaryota, Fungi, Ascomycota, Leotiomycetes, Helotiales, Amorphothecaceae. The coding region runs from base 43 to 1620 and encodes 525 amino acids. Gene Ontology annotation, cellular component: mitochondrion. Gene Ontology annotation, biological process: cardiolipin biosynthetic process. Gene Ontology annotation, molecular function: CDP-diacylglycerol-glycerol-3-phosphate 3-phosphatidyltransferase activity. The record is from RefSeq and is a predicted model, not a curated record.